CUGCUGCCCCGAGAGCCUUUUGGAGCUGGGUGAUGGCACUCCCACGCAUGUGGCUGAGAAUGCCCCACAGCGAGCCAGGGCUGGGGACCCCAGGGAACAGAUCUCUGAAUACAGAGGGGUCCUCGUGCGGCUCAGCAAGACCCAGCUGCGGUCAGAGACAGCCAGGGCAGUGCGGGGAGGUUUGCCCUGUCACAGGGAAUCCCGUAGGACCAUUGCAUAGGGAAGGGGCUCAGCAUCCCAGGUGUGCAACCCAUGGUGGCAGGGUGCUGUUCCCAGGGCCUCAUCCACCUCCACACUGCCCUGGGGCGACAGGGAACAUCCUGCUGCCUCACACCUUUGGGGGGGGGGGGGGCGGGCGGAUGUAAACCCUGCUCUGCAGCUUGGGGGGAUGUCUGUGCUUCCCCACAUCCUAUGGAUCAGCGGUGACAACCCUGCUGCCAUGCAUCCCAGGGCUCAGGGGGAUGUUUUCAGUUGCCCCAUCCCAUAGAUCGGCAGCCCCGCUGCCCCACGCUGGCCGUGGCACCGCACCACGCAGCACCCCCCUGCUGCCACCUCAGGGCCGAGCGCUGCUGUGGGGCACCAGGACGCGGAGACCCCGGGGUGCGUGCCGCCCUCACCCCGCCGUCCCUGCCCCGCAGGGUGAGUCCAGGCCCCGGGCUGCCCCUGCGCGCUGACAUGGCCACGGGUGUCAUCCGGCCCCUGGCCGGGCUGCGGCUGCCCUCGCCCUUCCCACACGGCCUGCUGCUGCCCACACGCCCCGAACCCGACUUCCCCGACCUCUCUGAGGAGGAGGAGGAAGAAGAUGACGAAGAGGAGGAAGAGGAAGAUGAAGAGGAGGCAGCAGAGGACAGCACCAGCUGCAGCGGGCUGGAGCUGGCCGGCCCAAACGCUGCUGAGACCACCCUGCGGCUCCUCCGGUUUUCGGAGCUCAUCAGCUGUGACAUCCAGCGGUACUUUGGGCGGCGGGGCCAGGAGGAGCCCGCCGGCGGCCGCGGCACACCCGAGGACUGCAGCUCGCCCCGGUGCGCCGCCCGCGAGCCAGGCGCCGCCAACCUGCCGUGUGCAGCACGGGGCAGCCAGCCCCAGCCCGAGGCAGUGAUGGCACGGGGCGGCCCCGGGGCCACGCACAGGCUGGGGCCGCUGGCCGAGCUCUUUGAGUACGGCGUGCACCGGUGCCUGCCACCCCGGGGGGCCGGUGGCAAGACGCAGCGGCUGGAGAGGAAAUACGGCCACAUCACCCCCAUGCACAGGAGGAAGCUGCCACCUUCCUUCUGGAGGGAGCCAGGCCCCGGCCCUGCCGGCCUCCUCCACGCCGGCACCCCCGACUUCAGCGACCUCCUGGCCAACUGGACGGUGGAGCCGGGGCCGGAGCUGCCGGGCGCUGGGCGGGAGCUGCUUCCUGAGCCGGGCCGCCUGGGGCUGGAUGCUGAGCCCUUUGUCGGGCUCUGACCCCACCACGGCCCGGGGGCCCUGGCCCUGCCACUUGCCACCCAGUUAAUGAUCAAACCGCAGCCCCGGUGCCAGCGCUGGGGCAGCUGGAGCCACUGGGUUGGAGCUGGCGAUGGGACGAGUGAAUAAACGACUC
Molecule: messenger RNA, 1585 nt
Organism: Cygnus olor (mute swan)
Lineage: Eukaryota; Metazoa; Chordata; Aves; Anseriformes; Anatidae
Gene: PERCC1
Product: proline and glutamate rich with coiled coil 1
Exons: 1
Coding region: 676-1449 (257 amino acids)
Source: RefSeq, a predicted model, not a curated record